Molecule: messenger RNA, 909 nt
Organism: Kazachstania africana CBS 2517
Lineage: Eukaryota; Fungi; Ascomycota; Saccharomycetes; Saccharomycetales; Saccharomycetaceae
Exons: 1
Coding region: 1-909 (302 amino acids)
Source: RefSeq, a predicted model, not a curated record
AUGAGUGUCCCAAUUUUGAGGAGGUCGAUCUCUUCCAAUGCGCUAAAUACUCUUAAGCGACGCAAUUCCUUCACAACAUUACACAGAACUCUUUCUCAAUCAAGUGGUUAUAGUACCAUAGCAACUCCAUCAAAAUCGCCAAUAUUACAAGCGGAAUCAUUCAGUGACUUUAUGGGUUUCUUGUAUGGCGAAGAGUGCUAUGCAAAGACCAAUUUAUUAUGGGAAAAUUUACCAAAGGAAACAAAAGAUAUAUUUGUUGCCAGGGUUCUAGAUAAGAAGAAACAAAAAUACGAUGACCUCAGUUAUUCUGAUGUAAAAGAAUUAUUUGCUGGACAAAGUUCUCCCACGAAAAACUCUUUUAUUCAUUAUCGACAAAAAGUUGGUCCAUAUUUUAGGCAUGUAGUGCCAGAGAUAGCUGAACCUAGUAUAUCAAAAGUAAUUGGUGAACUUUACAACCAUGAGCUUACAUAUAAUGAUAGAGUCCGAUUGAAAGAAGAAGCUGAAAUGCAAUUUAAUGCUACUAGGGAUGAAAGGCUUGAAUUUGCAAAAGAUUAUAUUCAAUCCACGAAGGUCCAUUUUGAUCAAGAUCCAUAUAUCGACAAGAUUAGAUGCUGGGUAGAUGAAACUGUAAAUAAUAAACUGAAGGAAAUUGAUUCAAUGUUGGCAACAUUGAGAACGGAUGUUAGUGCUGAAGAGCAUGAAGCUAGGAAUCAUCACCAAAAGAAUAAACCUGAUGAAACGACCAUCAAAGCGCAAAAUGUAGAAAGAAAUGGAAUGCAAUUUUUAGAGUCGAAGGCCAACUCUAAUCCUAACUUCGUUAGAGUAAUUUCUAAACAGUCAAAGAAAUUAGUCAAAAGGUUCAAACGCAAAAGAAAGUCGACAGGUCUAGAUUGUCGCAAUAACGUUUAA